Molecule: messenger RNA, 2601 nt
Organism: Emiliania huxleyi CCMP1516
Lineage: Eukaryota; Haptophyta; Isochrysidales; Noelaerhabdaceae
Exons: 6
Coding region: 1-2601 (866 amino acids)
Molecular function (GO): protein binding
Source: RefSeq, a predicted model, not a curated record
AUGCCGCUCGCGCAACAAAUCGAGAUGCUUCAGGGUGCGGACGAAGCCAUGCAGCUCGCAACCAUGCACCAGAUUGGGUCGCUUCUCGACGAGGCGCUCACCCCACCCGCGGCCGGGGAUGACGCAGAGGUGUUGUGCGAGGCCUUGCGCGAGGCUGGCCUCAUUGAGAGGCUGGUACCCAUCCUCUCCCUCGACGGCCAGCUAGGGCUGCAGCAGGCGGCACUGCUUAUCCUGGGCAACAUGUGCUCUGAGGAGGUGGACGGGCAUGCGGCUGCCACCAAGGCCAUCUUCAAGUUAUCCCACGGGUUUGAGUACCUCCUUCAGUUCCUCUUUUCACCCGACUGGCUCACAGUGAUCUACGCGCUUGGCGCAGUGCAAAACACGUGCCGGGAUCCCGAUUACUGGACUCUCUUGCGGCAGCUGCGAGUGACGAAGAGGCUCGAGGAGCUCGCCCAUUCGGAGGACGCGCAUGUGCAGCGCUUCGCCCGUGGCACGCUCGAGAACAUCGAUCACUUCGUCGAUGAGGCUGCCGAACGACGUGAGGCAACGCCGCGCUCACUCGACGCACCCUACGCGCCGGUGCACGAGGCGCUCGCACUUGUAGCCACGUCUGCCGGAAGGUGUGGUGGUGAGGCUAGCGGCACGGUGGCAACCGCCGCAGCCGUUGCUCUCGAAACUGCAGCGAAGGAGGAGGCUGCCCGCUGGUCAGCAGCCCGGGCGGCAGGGGCAGCGGCCGCAGAUGCACGGCACAAGCGGCUACGGCUACUGCUGAGGGAGGUGGCCGAGGAGACGGAGGCACGAAAGGCGGCAGAGGAGGAGGAAGAGGCGCGGAGGGCCGCUGAGGUGGCAGCGCGCGAGGCAGCACGCGAGGCGUCGGCCAUGCGCACGCUGGCUCAGGAGGAGGCGAUGCGCAGGGCUGCACUCGAGGCGGCGACAGCUGCAGCAGCCAAGGCGGCGGAGGAGGAGGCAAACACUUGUCGCGAGAUGCUUCCCGAGGAGUACCAGGCAAGGGCGACUGAAGCAGCCGCGGCACAGUCCGCUGCGGCAAAGGCAAAAGCGGCGCACGAGCGCACUCUGAGCGCCUUUUUGGUCGGCGACAACCAUGGUGCCGCUGAUGGCGCCUCGGACGAGCCCGCAUCGCCGCCCGACGAUCCGACAGAGCUAGCCCUUGACUCAGCAAUCAAGAAUCAAAUGGCCGAGGUGGAAGCGGCAAUUAUGCUUCAGGCACAUGCAAGAGGUUUGCAAGGUCGGGAUCAGCUGCAGCAACGGCGGCACAAAACGUCGGCUUCUGUUGUGCAGCGGCACUACCGUGGGCACCACGGGCGGCAACUUGCUCGGGCCCAUCUGGCCAGGGUGGAGGCGGAGACUCGCGAGAGGGAGUCACGUAGCCACGAGCAGGCGGCAAUGCGGGUUCAGGCUGCGCAUCGCGGUCGCCAUGUCCGGCAGUGCGUCACGGGGACCCGCGGGCGGCAGGCGACGAUAGAGUCGCGGCUCUGCGAGGGUGCUGCCAACAUGCCUGAGGAGCAUGCUGCAUUGUGUCCGACGGGAGAGGACGCCACGAGCUUGAGUCCGCAGGAACUAGAGCAUGGGCGUGCUGCCGCUCGAAUCGCCGCCGGCUCCCGAGGGCUACGCGAUCGGAGGCGUUUGCGGCACUAUCGGUCCACCUGCCCGCCUCCCGGGCAGUUGCGAGGCGAUGUCAUGGGCUCGAAUGCGGCGGCCGCAGCGGCGGCGUCGGCCGCGCACGAGAGGCAGGAGCGGCAGGCUCUGAGUCGCGUUGCUUGCAGCAAAGACGGCACGCAGGCGGAAGAGAAAUUUCCACAGAGAAGAGGGGACGAAGGUCGACUCACUGUCGCGCGCGAGAGAGGGCAUGGCUCGACGACGCGGGCCGUGAGAUCCACUUUGCCUUCGGUCGCACUGACGAGCUCUAGCUCCGAGCCCGUCUUCUCGUCCGGCCGGUUGAGGCCGCCGGCGGCGGCGGCCAAGCGGGCAACCAAUGCGGCGAGACAACCGUCGCUGCCCACGGUGCCGCCGCCUCGGCCUGCCGUGCCGCCGCCGAUCCAGCCCGAUGGCUUGCUGCGGCUGGCGCUAGCGGAGCAGGUGGCCAUUGACGGCGAUCUCCUUGCUUCGUGGGACGAGGACGGCGACGGAUCUGUCUCGUGCGCCGACUUCCACCGCUCCCUCCCGCCGCUCCUCGCCCAGUGGGGAUUGCCGCGCCUCGCCGCGAUGGGCGAGGUGAUCGACGGCGUGUUCGAAGGCCUUGGUGGCGGCCGUGUUGGCGCCGUGCCAGUCGAGGAGCUGCGGGCACGGUUGCAGGACCUGCGGAAAGACGCCAGUCUCCAGGCCGUUGUAAUGGGCAGCAGCAAGCCGUCCCUACCUUGCCUUGGCGCCCACCGCGGGCCGACCGCGCAGCAACGCGUGACGUUGUACGCGAAACCAGCGUACAACAGCACCCCCGAGGGCAGCACGACCGAGCUCCAAAUGCAUCGCGCAGAACGGGACCGGCGACCCCCUCACCGGCGGCCCGCACCCACUGGAGGCGGUGUCGCCGACCGGCGCGGACUCGACCGGCGUGUCGAUCCCCUGUCGCGUUUUUUCGAUUAG